Messenger RNA from Selaginella moellendorffii, 1563 nucleotides. Its product is annotated as mannose-1-phosphate guanyltransferase alpha. Lineage: Eukaryota; Viridiplantae; Streptophyta; Lycopodiopsida; Selaginellales; Selaginellaceae. Bases 235 to 1530 code for a protein of 431 amino acids. Gene Ontology annotation, biological process: biosynthetic process. The transcript is spliced from 14 exons. Gene Ontology annotation, cellular component: cytoplasm. The record is from RefSeq and is a predicted model, not a curated record.
UUUUUUUUCUCAUUUUACUGUGUGAGCGUUGUCAAGGACAUGGGAGAUUUUGGCGUGGUGGCCAUACACAGAUCUCGUGGAGGUAAAUUGGUGCGAGGUCUCUCCCGGGUGGAUAAUUGCUGGAUCUGGAUCUGCCCAGCUCCCGUGAUUUGAGGCUUGCUUUGCUUGUGGGUUGCGUGUGAGCGGCACGAAUUUCUCCUCGAGUGUUUUUUUUUUUGCUUUCGAAUCAUCGAAAUGAGCGAGGAAUCAGAGAAGGUUGUGGCAGUGAUACUCGUGGGAGGGCCAACUAAAGGAACUCGAUUCCGGCCAUUGUCUCUCAAUGUCGCUAAGCCGCUCUUCCCGCUGGCUGGACAGCCCAUGGUCCAGCACCCGAUUCUCGCUUGCAAAAAGAUUGAGAAUUUGGCACACAUUUACUUGAUAGGAUUCUACGAGGACAGGGAAUUUGCCUUGUAUACGUCCGCGCUCUCGAACGAACUAAAGGUUCCUGUAAGAUAUCUCAAGGAAGAUAAGCCCCACGGCUCUGCCGGUGGCUUGUAUCAGUUCCGGGACUUAAUUUUGGAAGAAGACCCUACAGACAUUAUAGUACUGAAUUGCGAUGUAUGUUGUAGCUUCCCUCUCACGGACAUGCUGGCUUUCCAUCGCAAAUGUGGAGGCAUGGGAACUAUCUUAGUGAAAAAGGUGUCACCGGAAGUGGCUAGCGAAUUUGGCGAGCUUGUAGCAGACUCAGACAGUGGCGAAUUGCUACACUACGCUGAGAAGCCCGAAACCUUCGUAAGCGACCUCAUCAACUGCGGCGUUUACAUCUUUAGCCCCGAGAUUUUCAUCGCGAUUCAAGACGUUAAAUCGGCACGCCAUGAUAGAGCUGUUCUUCGUCGACUUACAAGCUUUGAGGCCCUUCAGUCCGCUACCAAGACAUUGUCGGCAGACUUCAUUCGCUUGGACCAAGACAUUCUGACACCGCUAGCUGGAAAGAAGAAGCUGUACGCUUAUGAAACUCAAGAUUUCUGGGAACAGAUCAAAGUUCCAGGGAUUUCGCUAAGAUGCUCGGCUCUGUACCUUGGACAGUAUCGAACUACUUCUCCACACUUGCUUGCGAAGAGCGACAGCAAAGGUGCUAUUGUUUCCGGCGAUGUUUACAUCCAUCCCUCCGCGAAAACUCAUCCCUCUGCGAAGAUUGGUCCAAACGUUUCCAUUUCUGCGAAUGCUCGCAUCGGACCAGGUGUGAGGCUUAUCGGCUGCAUAAUCCUUGACGAUGUCGAGAUAGAGGAAAAUGCGGUGGUCAUGAAUGCGAUUAUUGGAUGGAAGUCCUCGCUUGGAAGAUGGGCUCGUGUACAGGUAAAAGACCUUUUUAAUUAUUCUUGUGUAGAGCCUACCGGGAGAUAUCAGGGUGGCGGAGACUACACUACAAAGUUGGGCAUCACAAUUUUGGGCGAGGGCGUUUCUGUAGAGGAUGAGGUCGUGGUGAUCAACUGCAUAGUUCUCUCUCACAAGACACUCAACCGAAGUGUCCAUGAAGAGAUCAUUCUUUGAAGCGAUUGACUAAAAUAACCCCAGAUUACGGAA